AUGCCCAUUUGCCAGAAACGCUUAUGUUGCACCUUGUCAACGGAAUCGGCUAUUCAGCUCGAGGCGUUGCAGCAAGCAGAAAAUCGGGAUUUCGCAUGUGCAGUAUACAUAGCUCUACUGGGGAAGACCACGCCGAUCACCACCGCCUGCCCGCCAUCCAUCAAUGCGGGUGGCUCGCAGCGGGCCGCUGCUAAUAGCGGCACGGUGCCUGACCAAGCUGAGCUGUCCAUGUGCACGUCAGGCAACGGAUACCCUAGUGAGUGA
This is a messenger RNA of Phytophthora nicotianae INRA-310, 264 nucleotides long. RefSeq lists its product as hypothetical. The transcript is spliced from 2 exons. Lineage: Eukaryota; Oomycota; Peronosporomycetes; Peronosporales; Peronosporaceae. The coding region runs from base 1 to 264 and encodes 87 amino acids. The record is from RefSeq and is a predicted model, not a curated record.